This is a messenger RNA of Brassica napus (rape), 1859 nucleotides long. RefSeq names its product putative FBD-associated F-box protein At5g56560. Bases 15 to 1859 code for a protein of 614 amino acids. The transcript has 3 exons. The record is from RefSeq and is a predicted model, not a curated record. Lineage: Eukaryota; Viridiplantae; Streptophyta; Magnoliopsida; Brassicales; Brassicaceae.
AGAUAAACAAAAACAUGGUGAAACGUCUGAGACUCAAUGACUUACCAGAUGAACUGAUCUUGAAGAUAUUCUCAAUGCUUCCGAACUUUAAAGAGAGCGUUGCAACACAUCUCAUAUCAGAGCAGCACGAGAAUCCUUAUAAUCUGGUGUCGGACGUCACGUUAGAAUAUGAUAAUGAGGAGAGUUUCGUGACUUUCAUGAGUUUUUAUUACGGAUCUUUGUUGUCUGACGAUGAUCAGAUCCUAGAGAGAUUGCAUCUCAAGCUUAACAGAAACUAUUCGGCUUCAGACAUCAACUUUUGGGUUCAAGUGGCGGUUAAUAGUUCUGUAAGAAAGCUGAGAAUUAACUUGUAUGGUGGAACCCUAGUUCUGCCAAGUUGCUUGAGUACUUGCACAACCCUAAAAUCAUUGAUACUCCGUGAAGUAACUAUCAAUCAUGUUCCUCGUGGUUUCUGUUUGCCAUCUCUUAAAAGUCUGCACCUUUUCUCCGUUGAAUUCUCGCAAAAGGCAUCUAACGCAAGGCUUUUACAAAAUUACUAUGGUAUAAAUGAUGAGGUUAGAUUUUGCUUGCCGUCACUAAGAAGUCUGCACCUUUUAUCGGCAGUACACUAUACGUCUGGUCUUCUUACACAUCUUCUACAAAGUUGUCCGGUUCUUGAAUAUCUGGUUGUAUCCCAAACCGAACGUGAGUUGAGUCCGGUUUUUAGUGUUAUCCCACCUGAGUCUCGUUUGUCAUCAAUCAAGAGUCUGCACCUUUUAUCUGUCGAACUCUCGAAUGAUAAAGCUAUUGCAACGCUUUUAAAAACGUGUGCAGGCUCUCUUGAAUAUUUGGUUUUAAACAGAACCUGCUAUUACUAUUCGGAGCGUGUUUCCUUGUCGUCACUCAAAAGUCUGCACCUUUUAUCGCCUAGUAGUAAUAAUAUAGCGUGCAAUUCUCUUACACGUCUUCUACAAAGUUGCCCGGUUCUUGAAUAUCUGGUCGUAAGCCAAACCGAACGAGAUUAUAUGCCAAUGUUCAGGGUUAUCCCACCUGAGUCCUGUUUGUCAUCAAUCAAAAGUCUUCACCUUUCAUCUGUUAAAUUCCAUGGGGAUGAAUAUGUUGCAACGCUUUUAAAAAGGUGUGCAGCUCUUGAACAUUUGGUUAUAAGCCGAACCAGAUAUGACAAUGUGAAGUUAUAUGAUAUCGAUGUGCCUACUUUGAAGAGCUUAACUAUUAAUAACUCAAGAGAGAAACGUACUGACGACGACGAAAAGGAGAAUCAUGGGUUUUUGAUAAAUGCUCCUGCUUUGCAGACUUUGAACAUUAAGGAUACUGUCAGUAACUUUCUAAUGCUUGAGUUUACGCCAGAGGUAACAAAAGCGAAUAUCCAGGUCAUUUGUGAGCAAUCUGAGAAUUUCAUUGGAUCUCUUACCUCAGUCCAACAUCUUUCUCUAUGUUCUCCAAAUUCGGAGAUUCCAUAUCGCCGUGGCUCUGUCUUUCCCUAUCUUGAACAUCUAGAGCUAUGUACAUGUUCUGCGGGAUGGGUCAAUCUUCUUGCUUCUAUACUCAAUGAGUCUCCAAGACUCCAAUCUCUCAAGCUUAUGUCGAAUCAUAGUGCCCAAUACAACGAUCCGAUGAGCUUUUGGGACGAACCAGUAGUGGUUCCCGAAUGUUUAUUGACGCAUCUAGAGAUCUUUGAAUGGAGACAAUAUGAAAACACAGUGCAGCAUAGGAAAGUGGCUGCGUGCAUACUAGCAAACGCUACUUGUCUAAAGAUGGCAACAUUUUCAACAAGAAGUAGAAACAAAGAUCAUCGCAUGGUCAUGAAGUUAAAGAAACUGAAAAGAAUUUCGAAGACAUGUCAGUUAGUUUUUGAGUAA